This is a messenger RNA of Leptopilina heterotoma, 611 nucleotides long. It is a transcript of the gene mRpS16, whose product is annotated as probable 28S ribosomal protein S16, mitochondrial. Bases 120 to 536 code for a protein of 138 amino acids. The transcript has 2 exons. Gene Ontology annotation, cellular component: mitochondrial small ribosomal subunit; ribosome. The record is from RefSeq and is a predicted model, not a curated record. Gene Ontology annotation, molecular function: structural constituent of ribosome. NCBI's taxonomy places the organism in Eukaryota, Metazoa, Arthropoda, Insecta, Hymenoptera, Figitidae. Gene Ontology annotation, biological process: mitochondrial translation.
UACCAUUGUAGCUUGCCAACCCUGGCCGAAAGGAUAAGAAAAAUAAAUACUUCAAAACUAUUGUAAAAUUUGUAUUUUUCUAGGAAACAAAAUAAUUUGUAUUUGUUUAUAAAAACAAUAUGGUCAGAACGCCGCUUCAUCCGGCAUCAGGAACGGGAGUAAUAUUAAGAAAAUGUGCCGCACUAGCUAUUAGGUUCGUCAGAUUCGGAUGUACAAAUAGACCGUUCUAUCAUAUAGUGGUUAUGGAGAGGAAGUUAGAACAAAGACAACCACCAGUUGAGCAGCUAGGGACGUACGAUAUAAUUCCAAACAAACAUAACGAAAAAUUAUUGGCACUCAAUUUUGAAAGAAUUGCGUACUGGAUAGGACAAGGUGCUCACGUAUCAAGGCCAGUUCUGGAGUUGUUCGGCCUUUCAGGAUUCUAUCCUAUACAUCCCAGAACUUACAUGCGCUCAUGGAGGAAUCGAAGAGAUGCAGAGAAACUUGCUGCGCAAGCAGCAGCUACAUCUGAAAAUCAAGUGUCUGCUGCUUCUUAAAUUGUAUUAUAGCAAAUUAUUAACAAUGUAAAUAUAUUUCAGUCAAUCAAUAAACAAUGUACAAUUUUUUUCCAA